AUUCAACGCCGGGGUCACAACUAUGUAGGUACUCGAUACUCGAGAUAAUACUAGAGUAUCUAUUUUUGGAUCGCCGUUUGAGGGGAAAUAUGUGUGAUGGUUGGUUGGUUCAAUUGCGUAUUCGUGAGAUGAGACUUAACCUAGGGAAUAUGAUAAGAAUCCGGACACACCUCCCCCAUCUCUAUGGUUUCUCCUCCCUUCUCUCGAUAGCUAGUCCUCGUCCCAACUUAUUUUACUUGUGAUUAUAUCUUGUCUUUUCUACGAAGUGCACAGGUGCACUACAUUAUAAUAUUUACGUUCUCAGCUAGUUGUCUACCCUCCUAAUAUCCAUCCCCCCCCGUCUAGUCUCGAUUCGCAUAUUUACUUCUAUUAUUACAACCGGAUCACCCCAACAGACAAAGACAAAGACAAAGACGCAAUAUGAAAUCCACAUUUACUAUCAUCUUCGCCACGCUCAUCGGCCUCUCUAUUAGCGCCCCCUUAAAUAUCAACUUAGGAGCUUAUUCACCUGCGCUGGUAGUCGGUGAUGGUGCCAUUGGGUUCAACGGGGCGGAAGGCGCGGCGGCUGCUGAGGGUGCUGCGGCUCUGAAUGGAGAGGGAAUUGCUUCUGAAUAGGCACAUCAGAUACUGAACUAGAUGGCAGCUAGCUCUAUGUGAUACUAUCAUUUGAUACCCCUUUCAUAUGCAUCGACAUGGGAUACCAGGUCACCUACAUAUAAUAUUAUAAGCUAGGCGAGACCAUAUAUUCUGGACACCUUUCCCCGAGAGCGAAUACCUGUUCAAGUGUCGUUAGAAGGCAGACCAGGUCAUUAGUAGUGGGUAGGAUAUCAGUGUCUGUCUUAUGAGUGUAUAAAGAUUUAAGGGCAGGGGGAAAGGACCUCGGGAGUUGAAAGCGGGAAAGAUGAGAAGCUUAUUGCGUACAAGACAUAACGCCAGGGGAAGCUAGGUCACUACACAAUAAUUAAAUGGUAGAAAUAUAAUUGAUUCAGGCUAU
This is a messenger RNA of Daldinia loculata, 994 nucleotides long. RefSeq lists its product as uncharacterized. The transcript is spliced from 2 exons. The coding region runs from base 421 to 615 and encodes 64 amino acids. The record is from RefSeq and is a predicted model, not a curated record. NCBI's taxonomy places the organism in Eukaryota, Fungi, Ascomycota, Sordariomycetes, Xylariales, Hypoxylaceae.